Scedosporium apiospermum is the source of this 1107-nucleotide messenger RNA. RefSeq lists its product as uncharacterized. The transcript is spliced from 5 exons. The record is from RefSeq and is a predicted model, not a curated record. NCBI's taxonomy places the organism in Eukaryota, Fungi, Ascomycota, Sordariomycetes, Microascales, Microascaceae. The coding region runs from base 1 to 1107 and encodes 368 amino acids.
AUGUCUUACUAUACAGCACUCGACGUAUGCAACUUGCUAAACAGUGUACAGCCCGAUUCUCCUCUGACACCCGACGCUCAAAGCAUUAUUUCCAUCGUUGACCCGACUGUCGCCGAAGCCGAAUGGAAUGAGGUCUUGGCUACGCGGCGAUCCAUCCCUGGCCCCUCCGGCCGCUUACAGCUGGGAGGAUCUAACUCUGAGCUGGCCUCAACUUCGACCCCGACUGGCCAAGACGCUUUGCCGGACGAAGUGAUUGCGUCGGAGGGGCUGCCUUGGUGUCUCCCACUCGGACCAGCUGCUAGCCUCCAUCUUCCUGCCGAGGGUGACGCCCUUGAGGAUCUCCUGGAUACAUUCAGAAAGGCUUCUCUUAUCGCAACCCCAGACGCCGAGAAUAGCUUCGGUCUUGGUGAGGACGCCGCUCACAUCUCCAACCAGUCUCAGACCUUCACGACUCCUGCCCAGUCGGUACUUCCAACCCCAAUGAGUCACGACAUUCGAGCAAACGCGCGGCGAAGCAUCAAGAGACCCGGAACCCUUGGAAACCGACCAAAGAGCCACCAAGAUGCGCAACUGUGGGACCUGCUUCGGCAAAAGACUUCUGAUUUCCAAGGACACAUCGCUGAGCACUUUCAGCAAGUUCUCCGUGCCUAUGUUAACAUGGAGCGUUAUGAAGUUGAAGGAGUAGCGGAGGACACAUCUCUACCCAUCACGGAUGAACAGAAGAAGGGGCGCGUUUCUGAGCUCUAUGCUGCUAUUCUGGAUUUUGGCGACUUUCCCGAGGGUUCCAAAAAAGUCCAACCCUUCUGGGCCCGGGGCAACCUCUCCAAGGUGGUGGGCGCAGACCUAGCCGAUAUUGAACUUGAAAUGCUCUGCUGGGAGGUUUUGGAGGCUGCGAUCAAGAGCCAGCGAGGAGAACCUUCGAUCAAGCGAUGGUCUGGUACCGAAGAGGCUACUUGGGAGGAAUUCUAUACCUUCGGCGGGAGAUGGAGGGCCAUUUGCGAGAGCGUAAGACGAAAACAAUCGAACUUGAGGCGCAAUAACCGCCGAAAGGCGCAGUCUUCAACUCCUGCUGGUAAGGAGAUAAAGGAGCGGCCGACCCCGCCUUGA